This is a messenger RNA of Monopterus albus (swamp eel), 3229 nucleotides long. RefSeq names its product guanine nucleotide binding protein (G protein), alpha activating activity polypeptide O, a (gene gnao1a). NCBI's taxonomy places the organism in Eukaryota, Metazoa, Chordata, Actinopteri, Synbranchiformes, Synbranchidae. Gene Ontology annotation, biological process: G protein-coupled dopamine receptor signaling pathway; adenylate cyclase-modulating G protein-coupled receptor signaling pathway. The record is from RefSeq and is a predicted model, not a curated record. The transcript is spliced from 8 exons. Bases 916 to 1980 code for a protein of 354 amino acids. Gene Ontology annotation, molecular function: GTPase activity; G-protein beta/gamma-subunit complex binding; mu-type opioid receptor binding. Gene Ontology annotation, cellular component: heterotrimeric G-protein complex; cytoplasm.
AUUAGCUGAGUGAUGUGGACACCUGUGACCACCUAACAUUGAACUGAGAACAAAGUAUUAAUGUGCUUGACCACUAUGUUUGCUAAAGCCUAAAUAAUCACUUGUUAUCUAUCUUACUUAUACAGAAUUUGUAUAUAAUUAAUUUAAAAACAGGUCUUUGGCCUAACUGAGUUUUUGACGUAAAUUCUAAUACUGGACUUAGAGAGUGUGCACAGAUAGCAGAUAGCACAGUGCACCACCAGGCCGCGCCACUGGGAGUAUGGAUGCUCUUCUUCCCCGCUGUUCUGACGUCAGUACCCUGCAAUUGCAAUUGAACUACUGACAAACGACCGAGCCUCUACCGGAGCUACGGGGAGGCAGUAGCGUUACACAGCGAGUCCCCGCCGCCCGCCCGGAGGAGCCGAACGGAGGAAAGUCCACCGUGAGCCGUCGUGAGAACGCCGUGCUGGAACCAAACGAUGCGAGCGCUGCUCCCCGCCGUCCAGUAACACGCACUACCGACGAUCGGAGAAGAAGAGAACCGAUACCGUGAUUUAGCCUACCGACAGAAAACCUGAGAAGCGACGGACGAACGGACGGAUAUUGCACCACCGAGACCCCACUUUAGAAGCAAACACCACCGGAGGCUGCAUUGUGUUGUUUCGGCUUCGUGGAUCAGACACAGUGCAUCCCUGAUUUAAAUGCUUUAACGGUACCGCAUCUCCGGGAGAGAGGGAGCUGCCGAGAGAGCCACAGAAAGACACAGAGGGAUCGAAGGCGAGCGCAGAAAAGGAGGAAAUAAACCAAGGCAUAAAAAAAAGGAUUUCCAACCAGCUUUGUUUCAUCUUAAAAGUUUCAUUAAAUCCACCUUUUUAUUGUUUUUCUCUUCCGUGGAUCCCGACACCGGUAAAGCCUAUCAAGCUGUGUUCUCUAACCAUGGGAUGUACUCUGAGCGCAGAGGAGAGGGCGGCUCUGGACCGGAGCAAAGCCAUCGAGAAAAACCUCAAGGAGGACGGUCUCACCGCGGCCAAAGAUGUUAAACUGCUGCUGCUCGGGGCUGGAGAGUCAGGGAAAAGCACCAUCGUCAAACAGAUGAAGAUCAUCCAUGAGGAUGGUUUCUCUGGUGAUGACGUAAAGCAGUACAAGCCUGUUGUUUACAGCAACACCAUCCAAUCUCUGGCUGCCAUAGUCCGUGCCAUGGAUACACUUGGACUGGAGUACGGAGACAAAGAACGAAAGGCGGAUGCUAAGAUGGUGUGCGAUGUGGUCAGUCGUAUGGAGGACACAGAGCCUUACUCCGCUGAGCUGCUCUCUGCCAUGAUGCGUCUGUGGUCUGACUCGGGCAUCCAGGAGUGCUUCAGCCGUGCCCGAGAGUAUCAACUCAACGAUUCAGCGCAGUACUACCUAGACAGCCUAGAUCGGAUUGGUGCGCCAGACUACCAGCCGACAGAGCAGGACAUCCUGAGGACCCGAGUGAAGACCACGGGCAUCGUUGAGACACACUUUACCUUCAAAAAUCUCCACUUCAGGCUGUUUGAUGUGGGAGGUCAGAGGUCGGAGAGAAAGAAGUGGAUUCACUGUUUUGAGGAUGUGACAGCCAUCAUCUUCUGUGUGGCACUCAGUGGCUAUGACCAGGUGCUGCAUGAGGACGAGACCACGAACCGCAUGCAUGAGUCUCUGAAGCUCUUUGAUUCCAUCUGUAACAACAACUGGUUCAAGGACACCUCUAUCAUUCUGUUCCUGAACAAGGAGGACCUCUUUGAAAUCAAGAUCAGCAAGUCACCACUGUCCAUCUGCUUCCCUGAAUACACUGGUCCAGACACUUACUUGGAGGGAAUAGCCUACAUUAAGUCACAGUACGAGAGCAAGAACAAGUCACCCAACAAGGAGGUCUACUCCCACGUGACCUGCGCCACAGACACGAACAACAUCCAGUUUGUCUUUGAUGCUGUCACUGAUGUAAUCAUAGCCAAUAACCUGCGGGGUUGUGGUCUGUACUGAUGAUGCUGUUAGUGUUAGCCAGCAGAUGAAAGGUGUUUGACUUGUAUUUACCUUUGUGGUAUUUAUUUGUGUUUGUACUGCUGAGCUUGUGAUCAUGUGAUAGCCGGUCGAAUAUGGCAUGUGGCUGUGUCCACUGUCAUCAUACUGCUUUGUUGGCUGGUCACUGGUCCAAGUUGACUCUUGGCUUCUUUGAUUGAUUGAGUGGUUUGUUGAAAUAGUCUUGACUCUGUCUUUUUAGCUUCCUCAUGUCAGUUACUAAAGAAGAAUGAGCUACACCUUCCAGUCAUGCUCUAUGUUGUGUCCUUGAACUUUGGUCUACUGCAUAAAUCAGGGACACUAUCUACAGUUUUGCCAUUUUCACCUGAGAGCUCUUCAUAGUUAGUGUUCUUAACUCUUACAUGCAGCACUUACAAUGAAUUAAGUGCAGCCUUGUUAGGGGUCCAGCGGCACUGACCAAAGCUGAUAUACAGUGGGAAUCACUCUUCUUGCCCUGAAGCAUUCCUAAUUAUUUUAAUUUAAAUUUGAGUUGUUUUUGGUUUAAUGCAUUAGUUAAGGGAAGGGUCAGUAUGAAACUGCAUGAAACAGAGUCCUUCAGUUAACAUUUGAGGAGGGUUCUGUUUAGAUUUUUCUCAGUUUAGGUCAGACUGUAGAUGAUCUUCAGAUUUUAUCUUACGCAUGAGACUUUAAACUGUUGACAAUACUUUGUAUAGUCAAGACUGGUUUCAAAGAAAAUGCUACAUCAUCAGCAAACAGACACAUUUCAUUCAUUCAUCUUCUAUACUGCUCAGUCCCAAACGGGGUUGCGGGGGGGCUGGAGCCAAUCCCAGCCAGCAAUCGGGCGAAGGCCAGACACAUUUCUAUUUACAAAAAUAUGCAUCACUGGCAUCCCCUUAGUGAAACAUGUAGAAUCAAAACAUCAACUUUCAUACAGCAAAGCCUCACUUGUUCAGUACCCAUGGACAAGUAGACUGUUCAGAAUACUAAACAUACUGAAGCCAGAGGUAAUCCCAGUUAUGAGACAUGAGGACACGUUUGUCUUUAUUACUGCAGUUUGAAUUGAUGCCACUUUGGUAGAAGGAUGUUGAAUUUAAUAUAGCAACCUCACCUACAGUAUGUGUAGGAUUUCUGACUUUGGCAACUCCUUGCGCUAGCAUGAAGACACUGUGGUGACAGCCAUGACGAAUUAAUGCAUCAGUUUUGACUAGGUUUUUCUCAUUUUUCUAAUCAGAAAUACAGUGAGGAACAGAAG